GUGCAAUAUUUAAAUUCUAUUAACAAAGUAGUUUUGCAUUUUAGUAUUAUAUUUUAUUUUAGAUCAUUCAAUCUAUUUAAAUUUUCUGGAUCUGAGCAUUGUACCAUCAACAAUGGAUAAACUUGAUGCAGAGGAAAAGAUGAAAAUAGCAGCAUUGCAUAAAGAGAAAAGGUAUGCUGUAUGUAACUUUGCAUUUAAAUCUAUAAAAUAUUGUGUUCAGGAGGCAGGAAUAUCUAUUUUCUUGAGGUUUCGGUUGUUGUUUUAUAUGUAAUGAUGUCUGCUAAUAGCUGCAGCUAUAGAAAUUAUAUACAUAAGUAAAACCAUUCAAUAUGCAUGUUACCUGUAUAUGAAUUACAGCCUUCCAUUUAUGCAGGUGAAUAGCUUGGGGCAUAACGAAGCCAAGUGUUAACAUUAUAUAUUGGUACAUGGUUAGGUCACCAGUGUAAAAUCAUGUUUUAAAAUGAUGUAAUUAACACUGCAUAGCAUAGUUGGUACAUUUAAAUAGAUAAUGAGACUUCCUCAUAAUGAGACUUCCUCAUUUCUUAAACAGAAAAUCAGUGUUUUUAGAAGAUGAAGUUUCACAUGUUUUAUGUGUGAGAGUUAUAAGUGUAAUCGAUUAUAUAAAACUAAAUGAAGUAAAUGUGACCUACACUAUCUUAAAUUUACAGCUGUGUAAAGCCCAGUUUUUAGUGAAUAGUUUCUCUACAAAUUACUGUAAGGAUCUUAAGUUAACUCCUAAAAUUUUUGUAGUGCACUGCCAAUUUAUUUUCUUUUUCAAUCCUAGAGAUCCUGUAGCUGGUAUUGGAUGGAUGUACAAAGAUAACAAACCGGACAGCGAGGAAUACUUACUGGGAAAGCGUAUUGACAAACAUGUAGAGGGAGAACAGGACAAGAAGGAAGGUGCAAAGUGGAUUUAUAUUGUUAUGACUAUCUUGCAUUUUCUUUUAAACAUUGAGUUUUAAAAAUAACACUGAAUCAUGCAACUAAAUGACUCGGCAGCAACAUGUGGCUAAAAUUCACUGAAUAAUAAAAACAUUAUUCAAUUUAAACCCAUCCCUUUCUUAUUCUGUGAUAAAAAAUAACAAGUGUGCCUCCAAAAUUAUGCUUUGUAUAAAUUUACCACUAGGCAUACUUUUGGAACUUUUAUUUAAUAGUUAAAUGUUCAUUAUUUUGAAUUUCUUUAAACGAUUGAUUUAUUUAUUAUAUUGAACAGAUGAAGCUAGUGUCAUAUUUGGGGAAAGAAUCAAAGCAAACAUUGCCUUGGAUGUUGCAGCUAAAAUGAGAGAGGAUCCCCUGUUUGCUAUACGGUUACUGAAUUUUCGACCACUAUUUGUUUAAUGUGUUCAACCCAAUUUAAGUUUUAUUUGAAUGGAUUUUUUUUUAUAAUAUGAAUAACUAUUAAACAAUAGAUACAAGUUUACCUAAUAGUUUGUUAUAGCAUUAUUAUUUUAGCUAAUUUUAUAUUCAAGAACGGUGUGCAGUUAAUUUUAAAAUCAAUUUGAGUUUAAUGCAAAAUUUUCUGUUUGCUACAGACGAAGAGAGGAAGAAUCAAGAAAAAAGCUAUUGGAAAAUCCAAUAAAAAUGAAGGAGCUUCAAAAAUUGGUAAUGUUUUAUUUUUGACAUCUUUAAGGAAAAUAUUGUUUAAUUUAAAAAAUAUAGCAAUUAAUUUUUUUUUUCUUGAUAGAAUUAAUGGUGGGCUGGGUUUUUUGCCUUAAAUUUUAAUUAGUAACAUUUUAGAUUGAUAAAAUAAUACAAAUCUGGACAUAUUUCAAAAUUUAGAAUUGUGUUUUGCAAUAAAAUUGAUAUUCAAAGAUGAAUCAGCAGAUUAAUUACUAAAAAUAAUACUAUUUUGUUUGGUAACUAUAAAAAAAAAAAAUUACUUACCGGUACUAAAUGUAGAAGCUUGUUUUCAGAUAGAUGAACAACAGAAACAAAAGACAAAGAAAGAGAAAAAGUCAAAGAAGAAGAAAAAGAAGCACAAAUCGAAGAAAGCUUCAAGCAGUGAUGACAGUGAUGAAGACGACGAGCUCAUGAAAAAAUAUCUUUCCAUCCUGACCACUAAACAAGAGGAAGAAGGGAAAAAUAAAGAAAAAAACCCAGCAGAUAUGAGUUGGAGAGGGGAUGACAGUGAUGAAAACAGUGAGGAAGAAGGCAGCAGGCGCAAGCAAAAUAAUAGUAAAACUAAUUCUCAUACAAAUCAGAUGCACUCAACACGACCGGGGUACAAACAAGGCAAGGAGACAUUGAGGAAAGAAAAAAAUGAAAGACGCAGAUCUACCUCACGGGAUCGAUUUAAUCGGCAUAAGAGUAGACAACAAUCAACAAGUAGUAAAAACAAAUCUAGUGCUGAGACAAGAAGAUUUGAUAGGAAAAAUAGUCAAGACUUUAGCAGUGACAAAGACAGAAAUUCUAAUAAUAGAAAAAGUAAGAGAGACUCAAGUAGUGAGAAAGAAAAAGUUGAUGGUGAUAGGAAAAAUAGAAAAGAUUUCAGAAAUGACAAAGAUAGAAAUAGCAAUAAUAGGAAAAGCAGAAGAGAUUCCAGUAGUGAGAAAGAAAGAUUGGAUGGUGAUAUGAAAAUUAGAAAAGACUUUAGCAGGGACAAAGAUAGAAUUUCCAAUAAUAGGAAAAGCAGAAGAGAUUCCAGUACUGGUAUUGAGAAAGAAAGAUUUGAUGGUGAAAGGAACAAUAGCAAAGACUUGAGCCGUGACAAAAAUAGAGUUUCUGAUAACAGGAAAAGCAGAAGAGAUUCCAGUACCGGUAGUGAGAAAGAAAGAUUUGAUGGUGAUAGGAACAAUAGAAAAGACUUAAGCCGUGACAAAGAUAGAGUUUCUGAUUACAGGAAAAGCAGAAGAGAUUUUUCCAGUAGUGAGGACAGAGAUAGGACACGGGUAAGAGAUAAAGAAAGUUACCGUGACACAGGAACUGAGAGACGGCAGAGUUAUGACAGGUUUAAGGGGAUAAACAGAAGUGAGGACAGUGAAGAUGAAGUUAAUGCUAAAUCUAAUAACAAAGAUAGGAAUUGUUCCCACAAGGAGGUCAGAGGUAAAAAAGACCAAAUUCAAAAAAACAGUUCUAAAAAAAGGAGGCAUUCUUCAUCAGAAGAAGACACAAAAGUAAACCAGACCAGAAAAUCUGACGUCAGGAGGAGGAGGAAAGGAUCAACCAGUUCAGAUGAGGAGAUUGAGAAAGAGAGGAAGGAACCCAGAAAUAAAAUGAGGCACAGUAGCAGCUCAUCAUCCUCCUCCACUUCUGCAGAUGAACAUGUUUCAUCUCACAACACAAGUGCUACAACUGGUCGGCAAUAUGGCCUGAUUGUAAGUUUCAUUGAAUAGAACAUGUAUUAUAAAUGAAGAUACUGAUAUAGCGACAAAAAAAAAAAUUUUUUAAUAAAAUUUAGAUUCCUAAGCUAUUCAGGACACUCAGUGUUGCUUAAAAAUUUAACCUAAAAUUUAAAAAUCCGUUCUACUGUGUUUCCUUUAUACAUUGGAUAUUUCCAUUUAUUUUCUAGAUGUCGGGCUCGGCAAAACCUAGGCAGACAUCUUCAACACCCAGCACGCUCAGGUCCACUGGCAAACCCAAACCUGUACGAGUCCCAACUCUCCCAAGACGGUAAUUACAAGUGUGCUUAAAGUAAAUUUAUGCUGAGUAAAAUUUCAAAUCAAGAUGAAUAUGAGCUAAAUACUCUAGAAAUGUUUUAUGAAUAUUUUUAAAAAAUUUAAAUUCCCAAAAAUUGUUGAAUAGCUUUAACAUUCUGACAUGGUUUAAGUUUAAUCAAGUUUAAUGUUUUUAUAGUUAUGAACUAAUUUUGAAUUAAUCUUUGUCAGCUGUGAACAUGUAGAAUAUUCUAUUUGCUGCAGCUAGCUGCCUUAUGCACGGUUUAGCAAACUAAUCCUCACUGCCAAUUUUCAAACUUAGAAUGGAAUAAAAAUUCUUUUAUAAGUAUACAAAGGUAUACAGAAAGCAGCAUUUCAUUCUCACCCUGCUUGUUUGCCUCUAUUGUGACCUCAGGAAGUUAUAUUUUCACAUAUAUUAACUUAUAAUAAUAGAAGUUAUAUAGAGUGCAAAUGUCCACCACCAUCCCUUAGUAUAGAUGCGCAAGGAAAAAAAAUUACAACAACAUUCAUAUUCCUUUAUUUACAGGACAGAUUUCUAUGAUAUGACUUAGCAUCAGUUCACACGAUCAAAUUCCUUUCAAAUUUCCGUCAAAUUUUUGUUUUAACGCACUAUUUUGUGUGUGGUUCCUUUUUUUUUUUUUUAAAUGAGAAUUUGAUCAAAUAAUAAUUAGAAAGUUGUGACAAGGCUUCACACAAAAAUCGCAUCAAAUGUAUGAACGAAAUUUUUAAAGGAACUUGAUCGUGUUAACUGAGCCUUAUUCUUUCAUCUACAGGAAACUGACAGCUGAAGAGAAAGAGAAGAAACUGGCAGAAAUGAUGCAGAAUGCUGAGUGGAGAGAAGAACAGAGAGAAGGAAAUGUCAAAAGGUACAGAGAGGAGGAACAAGAAAGGGAGAGGAAAGACAUGGAGAGACAAGGUGGCAGUGGAUUCCUCAGGUUUGUGUCUGUUAAAACUGGUGGAGUUUCAGUGAAAGCAAGUUCUACCACAAUGCCUUGUUACCCCAUCCUUCUGUCAUGUGUAUACAUCAGAAGCUAUUGGACGUUUGCUUAAAGGAAAUGUUGUUUGGUCUAGGGCACCACCCUAUUCCUUGGGUUCUACUCAGUUUAGAUUAACUUCAACUUUGCUUCCAUCUGUGGAAGGCUAAAAAUUCUUCUUUUUUUUUGUGGAUGGGACAUGAACAUGCUUUACAGUUAAUUUAAUCAGAGGAUCUGUAAUAUUUACCAACCCAUGCAUACUUUGUUAUUAGUAUUAUUCUUAAGAAUUUUUUGUGUUGUUAUUUUAGCUCCAUGAUGGUGGACCAUGCCUCAACCAGCUCAGUGGAAGACAGAAUACGGCGUAACAAGUACAACAUUCAACGAACCAAAGUGGACCUAGACAAGAAUUUCACAAAGAAGUAAACCUAAUAGAAUCUAUGUAUUGACAUGAAAUAAGGAAUGUAUUGCUGUGUAAAUACCUGGUUGAUGUGUAAAUAACCUUGAUUUGCCCCAUUGCUGUAAAAUAGUAGCUAUUCCAGUUUCUUGUACAAUAGAUGUUGGAUCUAAAAAACAAAAUUCACCCCCCCCCAUAAUGCAUAGUAGAAUGAGAGUCACUAAAGUCCUUCAAAUCCACAUGAGACAGUAAACUCAGGAAGUGUUUAAAAAAAGUUGAUAUGUAAUUAACUUUGUUAAUUGAAACAUAGCAAUCUGUUUUUCUAUAACUAGCAGAAUUAUUCAAUUAAUUAUAUCUGAAGUGCUAUCAAAGUUAAAUAAUGAGUCUAUUUUUGUUAGAAAAUAUCCAUUGAUCUGUAUAAAAAAAUCAACAUUUGAUUACAUCUGACUUUUAAGCUGCAUUAAAUGUUGUGGUGUAUCUAUUUAAGGAGGAUCAAAACAUUUUAGAAUGCUUGCAUGACAAGGGGGAGAGAAUUCAUGCAUUUUUCUUGUUGAUAUUUUAUACAUAGAUGCUAACUGGCAUCAUGUGGAUAUAAAGUGUAAAGUAACAGUAACUGCCUUUUUCAAUAUAUAUUCUAAAUAUUAUUUGUUUCGCUCAAACUGUUGCAUAAAAAAUGUCAACACUCACUUAAAGAAGCCAAGCAGCUAAUUGUUAACAAGAAUUUGGACAAUUUGAAGAACCCCAGACAAAGAAUGAAAUGUUAUUUUAUACCAGACAUACAUUACUUCAUACAUCAAACCUCAUAAGUUUAUCAUUUCAUAUUUUAUGUACAGCAAAUAUUAAAAUUUAAAUUUACAG
Molecule: messenger RNA, 5840 nt
Organism: Lymnaea stagnalis (great pond snail)
Lineage: Eukaryota; Metazoa; Mollusca; Gastropoda; Lymnaeidae
Source: the annotation of a GenBank genome assembly